CACAGACCCUGACUGAAGGCAGAUCUUAACUCUUUUCUCUCUCAGGAUUUCAGGUGUACCAAUGGAACCUCUCUCAGUGUCAACCAACAGCUUCACUCUGGAUCUUUACAAAAAGCUGAAUGAAACUUCCAAAGGCCAAAACAUUUUCUUUUCUCCUUGGAGUAUUGCAACUGCCCUUGCCAUGGUCCACCUGGGUGCAAAAGGUGACACCGCAACCCAGAUGGCUGAGGUUCUUCAUUUUAACCGGACUGCAAGAGAAGAAGGUCCAUCUGAGACAACAAGGCCUUCUCCAGGAAGACCAAAGAAAAGAAAGAUGGAUCCUGAGAACGAGGGAGCAGAAAACAUCCACUCUGCCUUCAAAAAGCUCCUGUCUGACAUCAACAAACGCAGAAGCACUUACUUGCUGAAGAGUGCCAACAGAUUGUAUGAAGAAAAGACCUACCCAUUAUUGCCUGAGUUCUUACAACUCAUUACAAGCUACUACAAUGCAAAGCCACAAGCUGUAAACUUUAAGAGAGCUGCAGAACAAGUCAGAGCACAGAUCAAUUCAUGGGUAGAAAACAAAACUGAGAGGAAAAUACAGAGUCUGCUGCCUGCAGGAUCUCUGCAUUCUCGCACUGUGUUGGUCUUAGUAAAUGCCAUUUAUUUCAAAGGAAAGUGGGAAAAGAAAUUUCUGGAGAAAAAUACUUCUGAGAUGCCCUUCAGAAUAAGCAAGACCAAGACUAAACCAGUACAGAUGAUGUUUUUGAAAGACACAUUUUUCAUACUCCGUGAAACCACCUUGAAAUUCAGAAUCAUUGAGCUGCCAUAUGUAAAAAAUGAACUCAGCAUGUUCAUUCUCCUACCUGAUGACAUCAAUGAUAACACUACUGGCCUGGAGCUGGUGGAAAGAGAGCUGACAUAUGAGAAAUUGGCUGAAUGGACCAAAUCAGACAAUAUGAUGAAAGCUGAAGUGGAUCUGUACCUGCCCAAGUUGAAAGUGGAAAAGAAUUAUGACCUUAAAUCUCCUCUGAGCAGCAUGGGGAUAAGAAAUGCUUUUGACCCAGGUCAGGCUGAUUUCACAGGGAUGUCAGUGAAGAAGGAUCUUUUCAUCUCACAAGUCAUUCACAAAGCUUUUGUGGAAGUCAAUGAAGAAGGUACCGAGGCAGCAGCUGCCACAGGUGUCUUGAUGAUGAGAUCAAGAGUCCCAACAAUGACUUUCAAGGCUGACCACCCUUUUCUUUUCUUCAUCAGACACAACAAAUCACAAACCAUCCUCUUCUUCGGCAGGUUUUGCUCACCCUAGUCAGUGAACCCUUGAGCUGCAAACCAGGAGACUCUUGCUUGCUAGCACAGAGGCAAACCCCACACCUGAAGCUCUCUGCAACUGGGGGGGUGGGACUUGAACCUCUUCUUCAUCAGACCACAUACCCUGGCGCCUGAGGCAUAGCUCCUCCAAUGCCUCCUUCCUAAGCUGAAGGGACAACCACGGCAUUGCCACUGGGGAGUGUGCGAUGCCUUGCACCGACAGAGCAAUCCUGGCUGCCAUUCGGAUCAGGCCUUACCACUAUAAGCUACGGCAUUUCUACCUCUCCCACUCACAGCACUGCACACAAGUAUAUUUUGCCAAAGGCUUUCUACUCACCCUCUUAAGGAGGGCUGCUUACCCUGAUGUGGUCCUAGC
This is a messenger RNA of Sturnus vulgaris (Common starling), 1663 nucleotides long. Its product is annotated as heterochromatin-associated protein MENT-like. Gene Ontology annotation, molecular function: serine-type endopeptidase inhibitor activity. Lineage: Eukaryota; Metazoa; Chordata; Aves; Passeriformes; Sturnidae. Gene Ontology annotation, biological process: negative regulation of endopeptidase activity. The record is from RefSeq and is a predicted model, not a curated record.